Molecule: messenger RNA, 1825 nt
Organism: Aedes albopictus (Asian tiger mosquito)
Lineage: Eukaryota; Metazoa; Arthropoda; Insecta; Diptera; Culicidae
Exons: 5
Coding region: 570-1766 (398 amino acids)
Source: RefSeq, a predicted model, not a curated record
GUUUAUUUCAACCGUCGGGAACCCUACAUAGAUUACGAAUUGGAUUGAAGAGUGAAAGAAAGGUUCUCAUUAACUUUUAUUUGAAAUUGUUACAAUUUUACUUUGGAGACCUUGUAUGCUAAUUUUUGGCCAUCACAUCCCCUAGUACCAUUAUGUUCAUACACAAUUUUCAAUUUGUGUAGGUCCUAGGCCUUGGGGACGAUUACAUAUCCCCUAACAGUUUCCGCAAUUUAUGGAUGUUACAUUCGAACCAUUCAAAUAAUCGUUCCAAUUGAAGUGUUACAUUUGAGGACUUAUAACCUAGCACACUCUACAAAGUUUCAUCGCAUAGUGUUCGAACAGUCCCCUCCCAUGUUUGUUUAAACUGAUUUUCUCCAGCCCCGACUCAGGAGGCACACCACCCAUGAAUCGAAAACGAAUCUUUUCAUCCACUUGUCGUGUGCCUAUUUUUUGCGCUUACUAUCUGGAGCGGGGUAGUUUGUCUACGUUGUUCAAUAAGGCUGGAUUGGCUGCAGCCAACUAACGACGGUAUUCCAUCUCAAGAGGAAGUUUCAAGUGACCUGAGGCGAAUGCGAUCCGGCUACUCUGCUAUGCUUUGGCUAAUUUGGUGCGUGCUUUUCGGCAGUUUGCGACUCGGAGCCACGCUUAGUGCCAUCUUGCAGAAUGAAACCGAGUUCGAGCUGGCGGCAGGACAUCGUCAAGGAAGGCUGUUUCCUUUCUACACGAUUGGCCGUAUUGCGAAUGUGCCUUGUAUUGCCAGCAACGGAUUGCAGGGAACGUGUCUGAUUCGAGGCGAAUGUGCGGAUAACCAGGGCAUCUUCGGGGGCAGCUGUAGUACUCUUACCACACAAGCGACCUGUUGUAUAUUCAGCAGGACGUGUGGAGGCUCGACCAAUCUAAACAGUACCUAUUUCACAAACCCUGGAUAUCCAGGCUCGUACAACGAUGGAGGAACAUGCACAUUCACCAUUACUCCCUGUAGUGCAUCGGUUUGUCAGCUGAGAAUCGACUUUCGAUCGCUAAACUUGGCUCAACCGAACGGCGAAGGAAACUGCCUUACUGAUGUGCUAACGAUUACUGGUGGAAGCUCAGCAGUUCCUCAGAUUUGCGGUGAAAACACUGGGCAACACGUGUACGUAAACUUUGCCGAUCUGAACCCGAUCACUAUUAGGGUGAGUACCACGGCCGGUUCUACCGUUGACCGGAUGUGGAACUUGCAGUUGUCUCAGAUUGCUUGUGCGUCACAGUUCCGUGCUCCGGAAGGUUGCCUGCAGUACUACUUGGAACCUAGUGGCGUGAUUAGUAGUUUCAACUAUGGAUUUGGUGCAAAUCCGAAUCUUAAUUCCCUGGGAGCCACCGGAACUAGACAAAUCGCUGGACAACGAUACGGAAUAUGCAUUCGAGCGGCACCUGACCGGUGUACAAUAACGUAUAGCUUGCCAACUACAGAUGGAUCCUACGCCUUUACUGUCUCAGGCGAUGCCGAGGUUCUUGAUCCCACCUUGAUCGGGAUGGGGAUUUUUGGUGAGAAUGGUGAUAUAUGCACAACGGACUACGUUGUGAUUCCGAGUCCAGUAGUUACCGAUGUCAAUGCAGCGGGAGCAGUGUUUACCGAUAGAUUCUGCGGUCUUGGAUUAUUCGCAGUAACAAGCCAGGUGAAGCCAUUCGUUGUUUACGUUGUGUGGGACGAUAAUGAAGAACCUGAUGUUGCAAACAGAGGAUUUCGACUUGCCUACUCUCAGAACGCUUGCACGUUAGGCGCGUGAAGGCAUGCAUUUUGGAACACUUUCUUUUAAAUAAACAGGCUGUUGGUCGAGACUCAGGA